UGAGCUUUGGUUUUUAGUUUUUGGUUGAUUUAGAGGGACGAACUUAGACUUGAUGUGUUGUGAUUCAAUCAAUUAAGUGAAUGAAGGAUUUUUAAUUUUUGAAAGAUGCUGUUAAAAACAUUCGAAAUGACGGAACAACUCUACAAUCCAAUCAACAAUUUAACCCAAACUGAGCUGAUGGAAAAAUUCAACCUGGCCUUCUACGAAGCCCAAAACCUGUCGAAAACGGACCUCCAAACGACGCUGCAGGAAAAUCUAGACACCCAAGAAAAAACGAACGACGACUUCCUCAUAGACUACUUGAUCUGGGACGAUUACACGCCGACGAACACCCCGAAUUGCCCGGACGAUCUGAACUUCGAUUUCAACGAAUUCGUGCAAAAUUUCGACCAGAAUUUAAGUCAGGACGGAAGUUCCUACGUGGAUAAUUUUGACACGGAGACCUUCACCACUGAAAAUUCGUUGGACCAAUCCAACGAGUACAACGAGAACUACUCAAAAUUUUUCGUGCCCCCUCCAUUGAAGCCUCAAGAACAGAAUCUAAUCUUCGAGAAGAUCGACUUGGACUGUGGCUCUUUCGAAUUCAAUGAUAUUCAGAGUUUGGAUGAGAAUUAUGAUAUCCAGGAACUCCCUAUGGUUGAAGCCAUUUCAGGGAAUACUGUUGAUUUUAACACAUUUUUGAGAUAUGCCCCUGAGAAUUAUCUAGGAACGCCGAUAAAGCAGGAAUCCCACAUUAAAAACGAAUUCGGCCACCUUCUAACUUCAAAACGCGUCAACAACAACUUCAUGUCGAUCUCAAACGAAAUGGCCGACCAAACCCCUCAAAUCUAUCCCUCCGCUGAAGAAAACUCAAUGGUGCUCCCUCAAAACGAGGCCCUCAUCAACGAUGACGUAUUGCUCAGCUCCGGAAGCCUCAUUUUCCCUCCAACUUCCACCGCGUACGCAGACAGGUGCGAGGACAUCGAAGAAGAAGAAGAUUUGAACUGCGAUGACGUGUCAAGUACUUCGAAUUAUUUGUGCAGAUGGCAGCAGUGCUACCAACAGUACGACUCUCAAUGUUCAUUGGUUAAACAUAUCGAAAAAUGUCACGUGGAACUCAAAAAGGGGGAUGAGUUUACUUGCUUCUGGGAAAAUUGCCCGAGAAAAACCAAGCCAUUUAAUGCGCGUUACAAACUGCUCAUCCAUAUGAGGGUUCAUAGUGGAGAAAAGCCAAAUAAAUGCCCGUUUCAAGGAUGUAGCAAAGCAUUUUCGAGAUUGGAAAAUAUGAAAAUUCAUCAAAGAAGCCAUACAGGAGAGAGGCCAUAUUUAUGUCAAUUUUCCACGUGUACCAAAAGUUUUUCCAACAGUUCUGAUAGAGCAAAGCACCAAAGGACCCAUUUCGAUACUAAACCCUACGCUUGUCAAGUGAUCGGUUGCCCCAAAAAAUACACCGAUCCCAGCAGCCUUAGGAAACACGUGAAGAACCACUCGUUCGAGGAACAAAUGCAGAUCAAAAAGAGAACAAGUGACGAACCUGGCCACCACAUCAACCCGAUUUUGGCCAAGAAGUACUUCGACCCGAAAAAACAAAAAGCUGUCAAGCAAGAAGUUGGUUACUACACAAGUUUGGAGCACAACUAUUCGCAUGUCCAAUCGCCCGAAAAGAAAUACGAUUCCAAUAAUAUUAAACAAGACUUGAAAAAUAAGAUAUCGGAAAAGAAUAAGUUAAAGCAACGUGUUUUGUAGGUUUAAGUGUAAAAAAUACAACUCAAUACAAUGUUCUCAUUAGAAACGUAAGGGACCAAAUUUUGUGAUAUAAUUUUACCUGUAAAUAAACAAAAUGUUUUUAUUGAUUUACAUAUCUAUGG
Molecule: messenger RNA, 1847 nt
Organism: Brassicogethes aeneus
Lineage: Eukaryota; Metazoa; Arthropoda; Insecta; Coleoptera; Nitidulidae
Source: the annotation of a GenBank genome assembly